CGCCCGCCCGCUUCCUGCCGCGUCCGCGCGCCCGCCCCGCCCGAGCAGCGGCCGCAACCCCGGCCGGGCCCAGCGGGGAGAUGAACACGGUGCUGUCCCGGGCCAACUCGCUCUUCGCCUUCUCGCUGAGCGUGAUGGCGGCGCUCACCUUCGGCUGCUUCAUCACCACUGCCUUCAAGGAGCGCAGUGUGCCCGUCCGCAUCGCCGUCUCCCGGGUCACGCUAAAAAAUGUAGAAGAUUUCACUGGACCUAGAGAAAGAAGUGAUCUGGGAUUCGUCACAUUUGACAUUACUGCAGAUCUGCAGAGUAUAUUUGAUUGGAAUGUUAAACAAUUGUUUCUAUAUUUGUCUGCAGAAUAUUCAACAAAAAACAAUGCCCUAAAUCAGGUGGUCCUUUGGGACAAGAUCAUGUUGAGAGGAGAUAACCCAAGGCUGUCCUUAAAAGACAUGAAGUCAAAGUACUUUUUCUUUGAUGAUGGAAAUGGUCUCAAGGGAAACAGGAAUAUCACCUUGACUCUCUCCUGGAAUGUUGUACCAAAUGCUGGCAUUCUACCUCUUGUAACAGGAUCAGGACAUGUGUCUGUACCUUUCCCAGAUACCUAUGAAACAACAAAAAGUUAUUAAAUUAUAGUACUGAAUCAUAAGCAAAAUAUUUUUAUACUUGUAUAUUGUGGAUACAUUUUAUUGCAAUUUCUUCUUGCAUCCCAUACAACUUUUCAUUGAAUGGAGCUUAAUUUCCUCAGGAUAGUAGCAUAGGAAAAGGAAAUGAAAAUUCAGGGUUUGGGUUUUUUUUUUAUAAAACAUUGAAGCUGAAACUUAAGGGAAAGGUAAAUUGCAGAGUAAUGGUUUUGAGGGGGGAAACUGAGGAUUUUUUUUUUCCCUGGCCAUUUAAGUAUAGAACUCCCUUUCUUUUAAAUAAAUAUUUUUAAACCAGAA
This is a messenger RNA of Serinus canaria (Common canary), 935 nucleotides long. It is a transcript of the gene SPCS3, whose product is annotated as signal peptidase complex subunit 3. Lineage: Eukaryota; Metazoa; Chordata; Aves; Passeriformes; Fringillidae. Gene Ontology annotation, biological process: protein targeting to ER. The record is from RefSeq and is a predicted model, not a curated record. Gene Ontology annotation, cellular component: membrane; signal peptidase complex. Bases 81 to 623 code for a protein of 180 amino acids. The transcript has 5 exons.